This is a messenger RNA of Olea europaea var. sylvestris, 747 nucleotides long. RefSeq lists its product as uncharacterized. The coding region runs from base 183 to 641 and encodes 152 amino acids. The record is from RefSeq and is a predicted model, not a curated record. Lineage: Eukaryota; Viridiplantae; Streptophyta; Magnoliopsida; Lamiales; Oleaceae. The transcript has 3 exons. Gene Ontology annotation, molecular function: metal ion binding.
GAGCAAGACAAUAAGGAAAAACACAUAUUUUUUUUCCUUUCCCAACUCAAAAUUUAUUUUAUUUCCUUAUUUUCCUCAAAACUAGUUAAUCAUAAACUUCAUAUGCAAGUUCUAUAAAAUAAUUUCAUCUUUCUCUCUUCUACCAAAUACAUCAUUCUUGUUUGAAGCUAUUAAUGAUUUGAAUGGAGCAUGCGAAAUUGAGCUGUAUUUUGAAGGUCGAUAUGCGUUGCGAUGCAUGUAAGAGGAAGACAUUGGAAGUAUUGAACUCCAUUUGCAGUGUGUAUUCUGUGACCUUCAGCGCAAAAGAAGAGGUAACAAAAAUAUGGGGCGAGGUGGAUCCGAAUCUACUUUUGAGUGCCUUAGCAAGACCUGGACAACAUGCAGAGAUUGUAUGGGCCAAACUCGACCAUCCAAGAAUCGAUAGAGGUUACUAUAAUGACCAUAAUUCUUAUAGGUACUCUAAAUAUGGUUCGAUAGAAGACACCAAUUGGCACCGGAGGGCAUUGCCGGAUUCAUCCUACAACCAAAACUACUGCUAUGAUGCUACUCCGCUGCCUGCAGGUAGGUACGUUCCAUCAUAUACAGCGCCGGAAUAUCCCUAUGUUGAAGAACAAUCACUGGGUUUUUGCAAUAUAAUGUGACAGUUUAUAUAAAGGUUAUUGGGAAUGUUUUUCUUUUCAGUUUUUUGUACUGGAUAUGCCAGAAUGGCCUUUACUUAAUGUGCAUGCCAAGAUUUGAAGGGUAGUA